CCAACACUUACCUCUAUCCACCACCUGUAGUGGGCAGCAGCACCAGCAGCAGCCACCAACAUCUGGCACCACCUGUCAUGAGAGUGGCACCAGUCGUAGCAACACACAGUUACAAACACAAGACCAGGUCAUGUCUCAGAGAACUGUAACUACCAGCCAGAGAGUAAAUUUACUGAGAGCAAAGUUUGAGAAUGGGGCAUCAGGCACGUCCCCGAGGGUGCCCAAUGAGGUGUCAGGCACGUGCCUAAGGGUGCCCAGUGAAGUGUCAGGCACGUGCCCGAGUGCACCUAGUGUUUAUAUGGAUGAUAGCGCUGGUGUGCACGUUGAAGUGGGCAGCUCCCUGAAGGAGGCAACACAGCGAGCCUUAUUCGACCUGCAGUCAACACAAGAUGACAUUCCCUUCAUUGAUGAUGAUGAGGGUGGUGUGGGUGAUGGUGGUGGUGGUGAUGCUGGUGAUGGUGGUGGUGAUGGUGGUGGUGAUGGUGGUGAUGGUGGUGGUGGUGGUGGUGAUGGUUGUGGUGGUGUUAGUGGUGGUGGCGAUGAUGGUGAUAGUGGUAAUAAUGGUGGUGGUGGUAGUGGCAGUGAGGCGGAACGUGAAGACCAACUCAUCCUUCUUAGGACCAAGAAGAGUCAUCCAGGCUGCAGACUCAAGAGACAAGCAGGAUAUAUAAACCCACAACCCACACUCACUUUUCCUUCCUCCGCCAACCCACAACUCGCACUCACUUUUCCUUUCCCAGUCAUCCCACAACGCACACACAUUUUUCCUUUCCCUGUCAACCCACAUUCAACACCCACACCCACUCUGACUUCCACUCCUCCCCCAUAUAAAUCUUCCAUAAAAAUGGAACCCAAAGAGUUAGUGAUAUACAGAAGGAAAGGUCGAGUUCAAGCCCAGAAAAGCAACAGGGAGGCGUGGUUGUGUGAACAACCUGCUGACACCACACCUGCACCUGCUGACACCACACCUGCACCUGCUGACACCACACCUGCACCUGCUGACACCACACUUGCACUUGCUGACACCACACCUGCACCUGCUGAUGACACCACACCUGCACCUGCUGAUUAUACCACACCUGAUGACACCACACCUGUACCUGCUGAUGACACCAUACCUGCACCUGCUGACACCACACCUGCACCUGUAAGCUUUCCAAUCACCCACAGGCCCAAACAACGCCUGUCAAAUGGUGAAUGUGUGUUGAAGCGCAAACACAGGUUAAAGGAACACCUGUUAGGGCAUCAUCUGUUACAAGAUGAAAGCAUGUUGAAGGACGACGAUCUCUUAACAAAUAAGCACCUGCUGAACGAUGAACGUGUGCCUGACGAGCACCUGCUGAACGAUGAACGUGUGCCUGACGAGCACCUGCUGAACGAUGAACAUUUACCUGACGACCACCUGCACGCCCUCCUCCAUCACCUUCUCGUCAACACAUCUGCUGAAACUGCAGGUUGGUGCAGAAGCUUAAGUGAACCUGGGAUCUCCCUCAGGUCUGUCAACGCCAGUUCUCGCAUGAACCAGUUCAGGAAGAGCUAAAAGUUACCCAGUGCAUGAAGCUACAGCAAGGGAGAAAAGUGAUUUUCUGUAUAGCUAACAUUCGUGCAGUAAUUAUUGUAAUCUGAUCCUCUCUUUAAUGAUAGAUUUAGAUUUUGCCACCGAGGUGGCUAGUUUAUUGUGCACCCAUAUUCAUCCUGUGGACGGUAGCGCAAGAGCAUAUGGGUACAUAAAAAGCUUAGGAACUAGGCCCCAAAAGGCUUAACAGGUGUACAUGUAGGUUUUUUUUCUAUAUAUCUACAGUUCACGUAUCUGUUACAAGCAGAUUUAGGAAAUUUGCUUAGUAUAUCUGGUAUUUUAAUUUCAUCAAUAAGAUAUCUUGACAUGUCACAUAGGUUAUUAUACUGUCUCUGUAUUCCUCAAUAAGUGGACAAUUAAGCACAUAGUGUUCAAGACAGUGACCACAUGCUUGAUCACAUAAUUUGCAUUUAGUUUGAUCAUCAUCUGUGUGUCUCCCGGACUGCCAGAAGUACUUGUAACCAAGCCUAAGCCUGGCCACUACAUCAGUCUGUUCACAUUUCACGUUGCUCCAUAAACAUACUUAUCUACGUUCAUGUUAUCAUAGUGGGUUAUAGAUCUACUCAGGCUUCUAAUUGCAUUCCUAGAACAAUCAUUUUCAUUAUUUUCUUCUCUCCUAAUAUUAUUCCUAAUGCUAGACACAGAUAUACCAAAGUUAUAUUAUACAUUCUCCUUCAGGGUACUCUUCUUGAUUAACAUGUCAACUUCAUCAUGAAGGAAUAAUCCAGUGUGUGAUGGGAUCCAUAGCAAUUGUACAUUAAUUCUUUUGUCCCUGAUUUUUGAGCGUCUUUACCUGGCUUCUCCAAUGAGCAUGUUGUUGAAGUCAUUAUAUGAGUCAAGAGCCUUCAUUGAUGACAUAGAAUCAGUAAUGAUGAUAGAGUCAGGCUCAAUGUCACAGGUUAGCUUUAGCGCCAUUAGGAUUGCAAACAAUUCAGUUUACAGUGUAGACGCCCAGUUGUUAAUUCUUAUGCCUAACUCAACAAAUUUAUUAUCGUUCUUAACUAGGGAGGUGGCAACAAGAGCAGAUGCAGCCCUGCCAAGGACUCCUGUUUAGAUCCAUCAGUGUAUAUAUAACUUGUGAUAACUUAUUACUACCAGCUAGGCGAUAAAUUUCUUCUUGAGCAGUUGCUUUAACAAGUGAUUUAAGGAAGGGAUUACUAGCAAUGAGCUUCUGGGGAGGGACUUGCAGGUAUGUGAUAUUAAAUGAACACAUCUUCCAUGGAGGGGUGAAAUGCUCUUGUUGCCUACUGUGAUACAGUUCAUGCAGGUUAUAAAACUUAAUGCAAGUUGCACGUUUUCACAAUCCAUUUAGAUCUGUGUUUAUUAACUUCUAGACACUUAGUAUGGUUUAUUGUGACAGUGUCUGGUUCAUUUCUUAACAUUCUAAUACCGAAUACAGUGUUUAUCUCAACAAUCCUAUCACUGAUACUAUAAAUACCAAGUUCCUUACUCAUAUUAAGAACCUUUGUAUAUUUGGGACACCCAAGAAUAAUUCUGAGAGUUUCAUUUUGCAUUAACUCCAAGGGUCAGAGAGAACUUUCUCUAGCUAUUAAUUAUCAACAUGGGAACAGCAUAAUCAAUUAAGGACCUAACAUAGGCUAUGUACAUCACUCUCACGAUUCUCACAUUAGCACCAUAAUUGGGGUUGUAGCCAGCAACAACUUUGAGAGCAUAUAGCCUAUCUUUGCAUUUCUUAUUUAGUUGUGGUAUAGUGGAUUUGAUAAAGGGUACAUCUACACCAAGAUAUCUGUAAGUUUUAACGCAGCUAAUAUUUUUACCCUGCAAAUAGAUGGGUGGGGGAUGUCGUUUACUUGUUAAUAUCUUUGUUUUAGAGGAAGAUAUUAUGAGGCCUAGUCGAUUACAAAUUGCUUGAACUUCAUUAAGAAUGGUACUCAUCUUUUUAUGACCUGUUGUGUGGAUCAUGAUGUCAUCAGCAUAGCUUAUAGCUGUAUGUUUAGGCGAGGCAGGUAGAGCAUUUAGGAGAGCAUUAAUCAGAAUAUUAAAUAACAUGGGACUGAGAACUACUCCCUGCGGUGUACCUAAAGACAUUUCUUUCAACUCACUUCUGAAGCUUUGGUAGAGGACAGAGGAUAAUUCAGUUUACCUUAUUCCUUGUAUAUCUUCUUUUAUUUUAACUGAUUUUCAACAGUUGAGUUACUUAGCUGUUUUAACUUUGAAGUUUUAACUAAUAAGAUAUUACAAGGACACCAAUGGAAAUAAGUCACUAAGUAUUUUACACUAGGUUAGGUUAGGUAAGGUUUGGUAGAAAACAGCUUGGCAAAGCUCCUGGAGAGCGCAACGUUGCCACAAUAAAACUCACAUUAGUUGCACUUGUGUCCUUUUACUUUACAUAUUGUCGGUAAUUCUACCCACAUCAUCACAAGUUUAGAUUUAGAAAGAAUACAGGAAAGUAUUGGUUUGGAAAUAGGGUAGUUGAUGAGUGGAACAGUCUGCCUUGUAGGGUUAUCGAGGGUAGUUUCAAAUUUAGGUUGGAUAAAUACAUGAGUGAGAUGGGUUGGAUUUGAGAGGGACUUGCACAUGGGUAAAACAAUUUUCAAAGCUUAUUUCUUGGACAGCAUUGAAAAUUGGGUUGGGAAAAUAUUUUGUUAGUGGGAUGGAUUGUGAAGGACCUGCCUAGUAUGGGCCAACAGGCCUGCUGCAGUGUUCCUCCUUCCUUAUGUUCUUAUAGUAUAAAGAUAAUAAGUGCUAAGGUAUAUUUUAAAACAAAUGUAUUUUGUAACUGGAGUGAUAGGCUUCAAGAGGCAAGUGCCAGCAGUCAUCAGGAACCUACCACACAGGUCAGCUGUUUUAAUAAUCUUCCUAGCCAGCUAGUGUACCUCGCCUGUAAUUUAGUGUUACCAGUGGGGAAAAUUUUUCCUUUUAAAAUACGAUAAGGUGCAAAAUCUGGAAGAAAUACAAAUAAUGUACAGUUUUGCACAAAUAUGUUAGUGAAGAUUUACAACAAUAAGACCAUUUAUCAUCCAGGACCUUGCCACAGUGUUGUCUUAGCUAAUAACCAGUAACAAGUGGGGUGGAGUGACCAUCAUUAGAAUUUUCUUUUUUGAAAUACUAGACGUAUACAGUGGAAAUUCAUAUAACCUGUAGUUAGCAGUGGUCGCAAUAUACAAAACGAGAAGCAGAUAUUACUCCAGUAAAAGCAAAUUUUCCUCCAGUAAUCUUCACCGGCUAACUCUAUUGAUAACACAGCCUUUAUUGUGGUGGAGACGGGAAAAUUUUUUAGAAAAGCUAAAUACAAUGAUAUAUAAGCGCCAAACCCUUGUAUCAAUCUAAUCACAUAUUGCUUGGUUAAAUAAUUUUCCAGUAGUUCCUUCAUGUGUUAGUACACAAUCACCGACCUGAUAUGUGCAAAUAAGUGACCGACCAAAUUUGACUGGUUCUGAACCUUUGAGCUGUAUAGCCCUUGUGGCUUAGCGCUUCUUUUUGAUUAUAAUAAUAAUUCUGAACCUUUGACCGGUUUCAAAGGGGUUUGUUGGACAAUAAGGUAUCCUCUGACAGGACUUUAGACAGACUGGGUCUUAGGCAUCCUUAUCAAACACCCAAACAGUAACUACUAAAGCAGUAACUACUAGAGCGGUAAGCUUGUCCAAACAUACAAGUACAAAUACAAAUAGAUACAAUACAAAUAGAUCUUUACUUUAAGUAGAAUAUACAAGAGGUUAUUAGUGGAAUACAGCAAAACAAUCAUUAAAAUCACAUUAUGAAAGCCUGUGUAGUCUGCAGCCAAACAAACAAGUGGGCUUCCACAUUUAUUAAUUGCUCUACCAUAUUGUAUUACUUUUGUCACUACUACUACUACUACUACUACUACUACCACUAGUGAACAUCGAAAUGGUACCUCACUAGUAUUACACCUCACUCUGAGCCUUUAUAUACCCUCUGUGUCCAUGUAUUGUUUGUAAUGGCUUGAUAAAGUUCCUGGAGAGCGAAACGUUGCCACAAUAAAAUGUCACAUUAGUUGCACUUGUGUCCUUUUACUUUACAAAUUAUCCAGAAGAGGUAUUAAAUCAGGGAAGUGUUUUUGGGUAUGCCCAAAUGAGAUCAAUCUGUGGAAUAAAAUCACAUUAGUAUUAAAAGAGGAUAUCAUCAAAGCAGCCUUCAUUGAAAACCUGAAAGCAUUCUUUAACAGAUGGGAAAAUAAAACAUCUGGGCUAGAUGGUGCUAUUGCCCUUGGUGCGGAUGAUGUCCAGGCCGACAGUAACUGUAGGACGGGAUACUGGUCAGGUAGUCAGGAACUG
Molecule: messenger RNA, 5832 nt
Organism: Cherax quadricarinatus
Lineage: Eukaryota; Metazoa; Arthropoda; Malacostraca; Decapoda; Parastacidae
Source: RefSeq, a predicted model, not a curated record